CUUAACACCGGAAACAUUAUAUGCAAUCCAUUUUCUAAUUUUUACUAUAUGGGUACUGUAGAAUCAGCUAAUUAAACCUAUUUAUAAACGUAUUUAAAUAAAAAUGCCGCAAUAUUACUAACACAAAUUUUAAAAGCAUAAGAAUAAGACGUGCAGAUAGAAUUCUUAUACGUUUGCUACAUAAAAUUAUUAUUAUUAUCAAAAACGCGAUUAACUAAAUCGAUUUAGAUAGACAAAUGUACAACGAUUUAUCUACCCAUUUAAGUAUUUUAUAAAUUUUAUAUUAUUUUGAAUAUUACUUUAAGAACGCUCUGUUGCCUACAAUGGAACAAGACGAAAUGUAUGAUAUAAUAGAUAUUCUACGGGAUGGUGAAAAAGACAACCAAAUCGUUUAUCGAUGUCAGAAUGGUCAUCCAUAUGUGAUCCGAAAUUGUGGAAAACCUUGGGUAGUUGCAAAAUGUCCAUGUGGAUCGAAAAUUGGGGGUACACUGCACAAGCUUGAGGACAAAAAUGUAAAGGAUGAUGGUUCUGAUAAAACAUUGACCGGUCAUAUUCUCGGAUUGGCGGAAGAACGUAAAAAUGGAGCAGCUCCUGAACGGGACUUAAAACCGUUGAACUGUGCAUGUGUGAGGUUACUUCUACAUCUUACAAUGUAUGCUGCGUGUGUUGAUGAAAAUAUAAAGGAUGUCACUGAAAUUAUUAAGGCGGAUAUCGACUCUGGUAAAACUGUAGAUUUCCUCUUUAGUCACAUAAAGAAAGAUAUUUGUGAUAUCCAGAGUGCACUGAAAAGUAGUCCGGACGACGUUCUGCUUUUUUGUCACUAUUUUGUAGACUCUAUAGUCAAACGAAAUGAAAAGCCACAAAUAGAUGAAGAGUUUUCAUACAAUCAUUGGUCAAAUAAAGAAAAUCGGCGACAAUGGGAAAAGGAAUUUGAUGAAAAAUAUGUUAGACCGGUUGUACAGGACUGUAAUGCAAUCAUUGAACAAUCGAACGAACUGUUGAAAGACAAUAGUGAAAUAGUAACCAUGCUUAGCGACAGCAAUGUCAACUCAGAUGACAGUGGAUCAGAGUACCUGUGCACCAAUGCGAUGUUUUGGAUGUACAGAGUUCCAGUAACAUUUACACAUAUGAAGCAUGUCUUCCAGAGAAUGAGUGAUUCGGCGCAAUCAAAACUGUCUUUGCUCAAGCGGUUUUAUGAAGAGGAGCAUAUCCUUAAAGCUAUUCGCUUUAUACCAAGCAUUUUAAGACUCCAAAGAAUACUUCUUCGGAAGUACAGCAGGAAAUAUUACAAAACUGACAUUAAAGAUAUAACGAUUGGAACAUUAAAGCAAGACAAAGUAGCCGGUGAUGAUACUGAACAACUUUUAAAUGAUGUAACAGAAGCAUGGAGUAUUGCAAGACAUGUCAUAGCUGAACAAAAGCAUGUCUGUUUAACUGAAUAUGGAAGGGUGUUUGUACCUAAAGAACUUUGUGAUGAACCUUUUACUGAAGCCAGUCAUAUUGAGGUCUUGUUACCAAACACUGAUGAUAGCGGAAUAUGCUCAUUUGCUAUGCUUGAGAUUUUAAUGAAAAUGCAAAACGAAUUUCUAGAAGAAUAUCGUCAAGUAUGUCAAAGGAAAGGCGCGGAAGUACAUAUGUCUGCUGUUUGCCCGAAGGAAAUCACGUCAGCUCAUUUGAUCAGCUUCGAUCUUCUUCAAGAUAUACAACCGCUGGUCCUGGCAAACUGCUCUUUCAAUGUACGGAACUCAAACAUAGAUUAUGAUUUCGACAACUUUGAAAAGCAACUGAUAGAUCGUUUUGUAUCUACUAAGUCAGUUAUACAAAUCACACCUAUGCAGAUUGAUGAGAUGAUUUACAGGGCUGAUUUCUCCGUCUCGGAUUAUAUGAUGAUGCUUGAAAAACAUAUCCAUCAGAAACCUUUGACACCUGUAAUGAGGAACCAGAUUUCCUGUGACGUCAGAGAUAUUCCAGAUAUUUGUCAAAUAUUGUCACAUCUGGAUAUUACUAUAAGAGUAUUGAGCGUGACUGAUGCGGACCCGGAAUCCAUGCUGUAUAACUACAUGAUUGAUAAACUGAAAAUGAACAGAGGAGUGCUUACAACAAAGAUCCGUCAAUUAUGCAAACUUAAUCACGUGCAAUCAUUGUGGAUGACAUUGUCGAUUCAAAAAGCAGUUAUCAUGUUAACUCACGGAAAAGCAACAGAUGAUAUAUUUGACACAAUUCAAGAUCCAUAUCACGAAAGAUUACCCGCAGAACAUGUGGAACAGUUUAGAGCUUUUCUUAAAAGGCAGUCCAAUGAAAGACAAUAUGCAUUGCUUGACGUUCUAUUUGAGUACAUAACAUUGCGAGUGGCGAGGAAACAAAAUGAAGAAGAUGAGGAUUACCAAGAUCAAAGUGCAUAUCCGAUCAAGGACUGUGUUUAUGAAUAUGCUAGCGAAAUUGGUAGAGAGGAGGAACUUGAAUUUGUGAAGUACCAAGGUGACGGAUAUGACUUUCCUGAUGGAAUACUUCGCAAGCAUUGCCUUUUUGCAUGGGCGUUCGUCGCUGAAAACAUCACAAAAAGUAAAACAGUAUAAAGGUGUUAAGGGUAAUGUGACACAUAACUAUGUGCUAACAUAUAAGUUACAUUGAUGUUUUCAUGUGAAUCUUGUCUUCGGCUGCAAAGUAUGUGUAAACUUCAAGUGUUUACUAAUUUACUUUUUAUCUUUGCAAAUAAACUAUUGUUCAUUUAGUAAUACCAUUUCCAAUUGAUAUUGAUCAUUCAAAUAUAGAUAUGCAUUCGUUUUGGCAGAUAUUUGUUGAUAAAGUGUUUUUCUAAACUUGUUUUUAUAUAAUGCUUCAGACAUGUAUAUAUAUUUGUGUAUUUUACUUA
Ruditapes philippinarum (Manila clam) is the source of this 2872-nucleotide messenger RNA. RefSeq names its product E3 ubiquitin-protein ligase RNF213-like. The transcript has 17 exons. Gene Ontology annotation, molecular function: ubiquitin-protein transferase activity; ATP hydrolysis activity. The record is from RefSeq and is a predicted model, not a curated record. The coding region runs from base 324 to 2576 and encodes 750 amino acids. NCBI's taxonomy places the organism in Eukaryota, Metazoa, Mollusca, Bivalvia, Venerida, Veneridae.